CAGAAACACCUGUGCUGCAAGGGCCAGGGUGGGGGUGUGGGAUGAAGGCUGCAGAGAAGGAAGCCCAUGAUGCGCACUUCUGCGUGGAUAAACAGAACAUUGCCCUCUGGCCUCGAGAACCUCCUCCCAAGCAAGAUCCGUCUCUGGGCCUGCAGAAGUCUCUUGCCAUCCGUGUGGGUUUAAUCUGCUUGUCACUGGUUGUGGUCACCUCCAUCGUGCUGCAGGCCAUUCUCUAUCCCUGGCUUAUGGGCACAGUUUCCAAUGUAAAGACCAGUGCUGAGUUGCUGAAAGGUCGUGUGGACAACAUCAGCACCCUGGGUUCUGAAAUUAAGAAGAACAGUGGUGGUGUGAAGGCAGCUAGCGUUCAGAUCCAGACGGUGAAUGCCAGCUUGGAUAGUGUGCAUUCUCAAAUCCUGAUGCUGAAAACCAGCGUGGAAAAAGCCAAGGCACAGAUCCAGAGCUUAAGAAAAAAAUGGGAGGAAGUCGAUCAUUUAAAUACCCAAAUUCCAGAGUUAAAAAAAGAUAUGGAUAAAGCCAGUGCUUUAAAUGGAAUGGUCCGGGCGCUGCAGGGCAGGAUGGACAAUAUCAACAAAUUGCUCAGACAACAAAGUGACAUCCUGCAGAUGGUUUCCCAAGGCUGGAAAUUCUUCAAGGAGAACUUCUAUUACUUUUCUCGCACCCCAAAGACCUGGUACAGUGCGGAGCAGUUCUGUGUGUCUAGGAAUUCACGCCUGACUUCAGUUACCUCCCAGAAUGAGCAGGAGUUUCUGUACAAGACAGCAGGUGGAGUGCAAAGCUGGAUCGGCCUGACCAAGGCGGGGAGUGAAGGGGGAUGGUACUGGGUGGACAACACUCCGUUCAACAAGGGAAGUGUGAGUUUCUGGCUUCCAGGGGAGCCCAACAAUGUGGGGAACAGUGAACACUGUGUCAAUAUAAAGGUGUCCUCGCUCCAGUCCUGGAAUGAUGAUUCCUGUGACAUUAAGCUCUAUUUCAUCUGUAAGCAGCCCUACGUUCAGUCAGAACCAUGAUGGCCAGUCCCCAGUUUUACCCUGUGAGCUCCAGUGCUUGUCAAACUUGAGGAAAUGUCCUCCUUGUCCUUAGUACUCCAGGAUGACUUUGUACCUUAAUUUUUCUUGCUUCAGAAUUGUCCCCAAGUGUAUGUUGGAGGUCAUCUGCUUUGCUUGGGAAUUCUAUGACCCUAUAGGGGGCUGCUGGAAUGGGAAGGACUUGGGUUAAAUGGAAGAGGAAGGAGGAGAUGACUUAGAAGCUCAUCUUGCCUUGGUGAAGAAAAUCAGCACUCCAAAAUCUGUGCUAUCACUUUGCGCUUUCCCAUCCCUUUAGAGAAGCCUCACUUAUUUCACAUUCAAUUUACAUAAAGAAAUGAUCAUGGGCCGGGGAUAUGGCUCAGCAGCACAAGCACUUGCCUGGCAAGCAUGAGGUCCUGAGUUCGAUUUCUGAUACCAAAAAAAUAAAUAAAUAAAUAAAAAGAAAUGAUCAUGUUUGAGGAGAUAGGUAUCUUUAACCAGAUUGAAAUUUUACACAAUGGAUAUAUGUACUGAAACACAUGGUACCCCAUUAAUAUGUAUAAUUUUUGUUUUUAUGCAUCAGUUAAAAAUAAAUUUAAGUUUAAAAUAAAUUUUAAAAAGAACAGCAUGUAAAAAAGA
Messenger RNA from Chinchilla lanigera (long-tailed chinchilla), 1664 nucleotides. RefSeq names its product CD207 molecule, langerin (gene Cd207). The transcript has 6 exons. Gene Ontology annotation, biological process: biological process involved in interspecies interaction between organisms. Gene Ontology annotation, molecular function: carbohydrate binding. The coding region runs from base 42 to 1028 and encodes 328 amino acids. Lineage: Eukaryota; Metazoa; Chordata; Mammalia; Rodentia; Chinchillidae. The record is from RefSeq and is a predicted model, not a curated record. Gene Ontology annotation, cellular component: external side of plasma membrane.